AUGGGGUUUCCUCAAAAAGCUACAGUAAUUACAAUUGCAAUCUUGUGGGUUUGCAGCGUUGCAGGAGGUGUUCCAAACACUGCUGUCGUAACAGUUCUCUGCAACUCUGGAGUGUAUUCUCAGGGAGACCCUUUUGCAGUCAGUUUAAACUACGUCGUUGCAGGAUUGGAGACGGUUACCCCAACGAGCAAAAGUUAUGAUUACUUCAACAUAUCUCCUUAUCCUAAUGCUUUUGCAUAUGGCCAUGCUGCUUGUAACCAAAAUCUGACCACCUCGGAUUGCACUACCUGUCUUGAUGCUGCAAAGACGGCCAUGCUUGGCACAUGUCAAAGCCGGAUAGGGGCUCGAGCGCUGCUCCAUGAUUGUACAAUGAGGUAUGAGCAGUACCCAUUUACUGAUUAG
Corylus avellana is the source of this 402-nucleotide messenger RNA. Its product is annotated as antifungal protein ginkbilobin-like protein. The record is from RefSeq and is a predicted model, not a curated record. Gene Ontology annotation, cellular component: plasmodesma. Lineage: Eukaryota; Viridiplantae; Streptophyta; Magnoliopsida; Fagales; Betulaceae.